UGCCAAACUGAAAGGGAGUUUUCCUCCAUCUCUGUCGCUGAGGGAAGCGGUCAUUAGGGGCCAUGAGUUGCUGCUGGGGCUACCGUCAUUGUAUCCCUCCGACGCGGAACACUUAAAAUGGGGUCUAUGUUACCAGCUACCAUGGCCGCCAAGCGGCAAGCCAUGCUCUAAUCGCCUAGGCAACAACCUUUCUGUGACCUACGACUUCCUGUCUCUACUUCCUGCUCUGGCCACACCCCUUCCUUACCUGUCGCCCAACCUGAUUUCAAACUUGCCUGCUUCCUUUCCUAAUAUUCUCCCCUUUCUCUUGUUUUCUUAAUAAGAUAACCCCUCCUAUCCUCCCUUCCUCCCUAACCAUGGCCAACAGGUUUCUCCACCUCCCCUCCAUCCCACUCUCACUAUCCCUCUCACCAUCCAUCUUCCUCUACCUUCUCCCCCCAUUACUUCUUCUCCUCCACCUCCCUGUGUCCGUCCGGGGGGACUGCUGGCUGAUCGAGGGGGAUAAAGGCUACGUGUGGCUGGCCAUCUGCAGUCAGAACCAGCCCCCGUACGAGACCAUCCCCCAGCACAUCAACAAUACGGUCCAUGACCUGAGGCUGAAUGAGAACAAGCUGAAAGCAGUGCUAUUCCACUCCAUGUAUCGCUUCACCAACCUCACGGACCUCAACCUCACCAAGAACGAGAUCUCUUACAUAGAGGACGGGGCUUUUACCCAUCAGGCCAACCUACAGGUCCUCCAGUUGGGUUACAACAAGCUGACCAACCUGACAGAGGGGGUGAUGCGGGGCCUGGGCCGCUUGCAGUGCCUCUUCCUCCAGCACAACCUCAUCGAGGUCAUUGACAACAAAGCAUUCGAGGAGUCCAGCUCCAGCCUCAGCAGCAUCGACCUCUCGUCCAAUAAGCUGGCCCGGAUCGAUCCGUCAACGUUCACCGUGCUAAACCGGUUAAUGGUCUGCGAGCUGGCAGGAAAUCCUUUCCAUUGUGGAUGUGAUCUGUAUAGUUUUCUGACUUGGUUGGAGGCAUUUAAUAACGUGACACAUACAUACGACAGGCUGCAGUGCGAGACCCCCGGCGAGCUGUUUCUCUACCCGCUCCUGAGCCCCGUGGCCGGGCACGGGCGCAGCGCUCGCACCAUGCUCGCCACCAUCUGUCGCGACGGCAUGAUCAUACCCGGGAUCACGUCUCAACCCGGCACCGACUGGGAGGGCUCCGGGAUGGGCCCGGAGAUGGACGGCCGGGCCGGGCCGUAUCAUCAGCCGACAGCGUCGUCCACGGCCGACCCCAACUUCAACCCCAGCAUCAAACUCCAAUGGGUCAGUCUGUCUGCAGCCAAGCUGAUGGUCCAGAUCCCUAAACCAUACAGCAAGAUGUACGUCCUGGUUCAAUACAACCAGAGCUUCGUCUCGGACAUCCAGAACCUCAAGGAGAAGAAGGAGAAGGUGACGUUGGUGGAUCUCAAACCUCACACCAACUACACCUACUGCGUAGUGUCUAUAAGUAAAAACCAGCGCAACAACCACACGUGCAUCUUCUUCGCCACGCGAGAGGCUGGCACUGACGACCACCACGCCAACCCGUCAACCAUGACGCAUUACAUCAUAACGAUCCUGGGGUGCCUGCUGGGGAUGGUGAUCGUGCUCGGGCUCGUCUACUACUGCCUGAGGAAGCGUCGGAUGCAGGAGGAGAAGGAGAAGGCGAUCAGCGUGAAGAAGACCAUCUUGGAGAUGCGGUAUGGACCGGAGGCUGCAGCACAGGCAGCUAACGACCCGGCAGCCAUGCAGCAUCUCCAGGAACAGGCCCAGAACCAGGGGCACCACGGAGGUCACCUCCACGGAGGAGGGGGUGGCGGUGGUAAUAAACUUCCCCCCUCCACCUCCUCCAGCUCCGGCAUGCUCCACGGUUCGGCCAACACCACCUCCUCCCGCCUCUCGACGCUCCCCCAAGUGGAGAAGAUGGCCACGGCGUUCGGUGAAGCCAUGGCAACCAAUAAAGGGAACUAUAUGGACGUGAGGACUGGGGCAGGAUUAUCAGGAGACGGGGGAGGAUUAUUACUGGCAGGGGGAGGAGGAGGGGAGGCGAUACUGGUGGAUAUGCGAGGCAUCAACGGUUGCAGUGAAGAUGGAAUGGACGUUGGGAAUGAUUCGGAUGACGACGGGCACGGAUCUGCGUCGGAGAUCUCGACGAUCGCCAUGGAGGUCGACAAAGUCAACCAGAUUAUCAACAACUGUAUCGACGCGCUCAAGCUCGACUCCCUUGUUGCCACGACAACAUCUGGCGACAACCCUACUUCUCCUCCACCUGCUUGUAUCACCUCCCUCGCUCGGAACCUCAUCCCCCUCUCCCAAGGCCUCGCUGACACCUGCCAGAUGCUCGCCUCCUCUCCCAAAAUCCAUGCCCCUCCCGCGAUGACCCCCGUCCCCCUCGUCAUGCCCCUCUCGGAGCGUCCCGGAAUCAGCGGAGGGGGAUUUCUCUCGCCACCCUACAGGGACCCACCACCGGCGAAUGCCGUACGACCCUUACAGAGGCAGCUGAGCGAUACAGGUGUGGUGGUCAUGGGUGCUGGGAAGAACCGAUGUAGCGUGUCCUCGGCUGGAGGAUCCACGAAGAGCACCAGGGUCUUCAGUCUGGAUGUCCCAGAGCCCCGAAGCCCGGGGCCCAACUCCUGCCCUCCAUACCCAGAGAAGGGGAGCCCUGUUGGGUGUGGGGAAACCAUGGAGAGGCUCCCUCUUGUGGGUGGAAAUGGUAGUGGUUGUGGUAGUGGUGGUGAUGGAAACGGGAUGGGUUGUGGUGGUGGGAACGGAAUGGGAGGAGGGGUUAAUGAAGGUGGGGUGAAUGUCAAUGGAGGUGGGGUGGGUUGCGGAGGGGGAGGGAGAGGAGGGGGAGGCCCGGGAAAGCAGCAGCAGCAUCAUCAUCUGGAGGUACAUCCAGACUACCACUGUUCUGAGCACAGGCACUCCUUCCCCGCCCUCUACUACGAGGGAUCCAACGACUCCCCCUCUCCCUCCCCAUCCCAGAAGGCCUCCUUCCUCAAACCCCUGGGACGUACCAAAAGGGACCCUGCCGCCUACUCCCAGCUCUCCCCUUCCCGGCACCACAACUACUCCGGCUACUCCUCCAGCCCCGAAUAUUCCUCGGAAAACACCCUUCGAAUCUGGGAGAGGUUCCGGCCACACAAGAAAGGCCCUCGCGACCCUCGCGAAGAGGCGACGUAUAUCGCUGCAGGCCACGCCUUGAGGAAGAAGGUUCAGUUUGCGAAAGACGAGGACCUCCAUGAUAUCCUCGACUACUGGAAGGGGGUGUCGGCCCAGCAGAAGCUGUGAGAGAUGAGGAAGAGGUGUAACCUAGAGGAUGGCAUACAGAAGGAGAAGACAGUGAUGUCAUAAUUCUCAAGAACUCCCAGACAGUGAAUGGACCUGAAUGACACAACUACAACUGUUGGCUCCCAUGUGUACUUCCUGGUCUCUUUUAUGACAUCAUCUGUCUUCUCAUUCUUUAACUUAUCCUAGGCUGUUACAACAGCAGACUCUGACAGGGGAUGAGGAGGAUAGUAGUGGAAGUUAUGGGGGAGACAGUAUGUAGUAGUAGUAGUAGCAUGACAUGGGGUAUUGUUUUUUUCUACAGUUCCACAAUGGAACUACAGGGGUUCCACAAUUCUACAAGUCGUUCCACAGAAAUUCCACUGUUCCAUUGCGGAUUCCAUCAUGGUUCCACAAGAGUUCCACAGUUCUACAAUGGUUCUACAGAGGUUCCAAAGUUCCAUAAAGGGUUCUAUAAUGUCUCUGUAACAGUUCCGUAGGGGUUCUAUAGUGGUUCCAGAAGUUUCAAAGUUCUACAUGGAGUUCCAUAAUGGUUCCACACUGAGCUUCUAGGUGGUUCCACAUUCUCUUUUUUUCCAGGUUUGGGUAAACAAAAAAACAACAAUAUAUCAGAUUUCGUUUUGUCUGGCACAUUGGUCCUUGCAGACUACCAUAGAAAGACAGAGCCAGGGUGAUGAGGACUCAGUAAUGACUGCAGAGUCCUGUCACUAGCAGGUGUCCUAAGACUCAUUACAACAUAUCUCCCAACAACAAGCAGCAGCAUUACUCGGCUUAAACCCUGGUCCCUUAAACAGCACAGUUCAUAAUCCCAUCAACAUUCAAUUCAUUCACUAAACACUGGAUGCAUCCCAAGUGGCACCCUAUUCCCUGUUUUCUGCACUACUUUUGACAUGGGCCCACAGGGUUCCCAUAGGGCUCUGGUCAAAAGUAGUGAGCUAUAUAGGGAAUAGGGUGCCAUUUGGGACGCAGAGUCAUUUCACUCUGCAGCCCACCACCUGCCUCCCUAGCAGCGUCAUUUAGAGAGAUAAUUGAAAGGGGAUGAGGAAUUAGCAGUGUUUGCCUCAAUCUCUUCUACUUCCUUCGGAGGAGGGGGGAGAGAGGAGGGAGGAUGGAGGGCAGAAGGAGGACAAGGAAGAGGGGGAGGAUAUUAAGCGAUUCUUAUCGUGUUAAUUGUUCUCGGCUGUAAUUAGCCCAGGAACAAAACAGGUGGAGAUGCUGGCGUGGGUGGACACGCACCGAGAGGUGUGGACGGUGGGAACCAGGCCCUGGAGCCCCUCUCUGUGUUUAGCAGGAGCGUGCUUAUCGAUUGGAAACACCUACACAUGUUUUACAGAGUGUGGCAUGCUGAUGGGGCGCUCCGCCAUUUUGCUUUCUCCUUCUUCUUGGCCUUUUCUAUAUCAGACAUGUGGAUUGAGCAGAUACAUUGCAUUCAGAUAGCAAACAAGGAGGAAGGGACGUUUACACACACACACGCGCACGCACACUCUCCGUGUGUGUGUUCAGAUUACUAUGAAGUAAGCCAUUUUCCAGACCUACUUGCUAACAUUUCCCUGGCUUCGAGCCAAUUUGUUAUUUACAGGUAUAGCAUAUUUUUCUUUUGAUAAGAAAGUCAAAGCUUCCUUCAGGGGAAGAUUAAAAUUUACAUUUCAAUAGUGCUAGUCAUGCAAAAACCACUUUAGGCUGGGUUAGGAGAGGUGGAGAGAGACGAGUGUUGGCUCCCAUAUUAAAGCAGAAGGUAAUCAUGUCGGAGAAGAGAGAAGGUUCCUGGCGGAACACACAGACCUCACACAAGAAGUUACAGCUGAAAUUAAAGACAAUGCUAGUAUGGUGAUGUUUAGAAAAGCUAGAGUGCGCAAGGGUUCAUGGUCUAUUUUAGAGGGAGUGAGAGCGUGAGCGAGAGAGAGAGAGAGAGAGAGAGAGAGAGAGAGAGAGAGAGAUGGAUCUCUAUGGGGAGGUCAACGAGAUCAUAUAGCAGAGCCAUAGAUAUAAAGAGUUAGUAAAAAAUCUAUCUUCAAUGUUGGCAGCAAACGCUCCAUACAAAAACCAUAGUGCCAAAUAUGCUAUUUAUAGUGGCAAUAUAUGGACAUAGCCCAAUUGUUAUAUUUUGUAUUGGUCUUUUGACCAAUCAUAUCAGCUCUUUUCACAUCCGAUUUUUUCAGAUCCGAUCUGGUUUGAUGAAAUACAAAUUAGUGACGAAAAAAUAUAAUAAUUGUGUUUCCUGUUUAAACUGCCUGGUUUCUGGUCUAUAUGGAGGUGAUAGAGGUUAUACAGUGCCUUGCAAAGUAUUCACCCCCCUUGGCAUUUUUCCUAUUUUGUUGCAUUACAACCUGCAAUUUAAAUAGAUUUUUACUUGGAUUUCAUGUAAAGGACAUACACAAAAUAGUCCAAAUUGGUGAAGUGAAAAAAAAACUUGUUUAAAAAACAGUGGUGUGUGCUGUGUGGUGUAUGUAUUCACCCUCUUUACUAUGAAGCCCCUAAAUAAGAUCUGGUGCAACCAAUUACUGUCAGAAGUCACAUAAAGUCCACCUGUCUGCAAUCUAAGUGUCACACGAUCUGUCAUAUGAUCUCAGUUUAUAUACACCUGUUCUGAAAGGCUCCAAAGUCUGUAACACCACUAAGCAAGGGGUACCACCAAGCAAGCGACACCAUGAAGACCAAGGAACUCGCCAAACAUGUCAGGGACAAAGUUGUGGAGAGGUACAGAUCAGGGUUGGGUUAUAAAAGAAUAUCCGAAACUUAGAACAUCCCACAGAGCACCAUUAAAUCCAUUAUUAAAAAAUGAGAAGAAUUUGGCACCACAACAAAUAUGCCAAGAGGGCCGCCCACCAAAACAGGCAAGGAGGGCAUUACUCAGAGAGGCAACAAAGAGACCAAAGAUAACCCUGAAGGAGCUGCAAAGCUCCACAGCGGAGAUUGGAGUAUCUGUCCAUAGCACCACUUUAAGCUGUACACCCCACAGAGCUGGGCUUUACGGAAGAGUGGCCAGAAAAAAGCCAUUGCUUAAAGAAAAAAAUAAGCAAACACGUUUAGUGUUCACCAAAAGGCAUGUGGGAGACUCCCCAAACAUAUGGAAGAAGGUACUCUGGUCAGAUGAGACUAAAAUUGACCUUUUUGGCCAUCAAGGAAAACGUUAUGUCUGGCACAAACCCGACAUUUCUCAUCACCCUGGGAACACCAUCCCUACAGUGAAGCAUGGUGGUGGCAGCAUCAUGCUGUGGGGAUGUUUUUCAUUGGCAGGGAAACUUGUCAGAAUUGAAGGAAUGAUCGAUGGCGCUAAAUACAGGAAAAUUCUUGAGGGAAAACCUGUUUCAGUCUUCCAGAGAUUUGAGACUGGGACGGAUGUUCACCUUCCAGCAGGAAAAUGACCCUAAGCAUACUGCUAAAGCAAAUCUUGAGUGGUUUAAGAAACAUUUUUAAAUGUCUUGGAAUGGCCUAGUCAAAGCCCAGACAACAAUCCAAUUGAGAAUAUUUUGCCUUGAAGUAUGGGCAACAAUCCCAGUGGCUAGAUGUGCCAAGCUUAUAGAGACAUACCCCAAGAGACUUGCAGCUGUAAUUGCUGCAAAAGGUGUCUCUACUAAGUAUUGACUUUGGGGGGUGAAUAGUUAUGCAUGCUCAAGUUUUCUGUUUUUUUUUUGUCUUAUUUCUUGUUUGUUUCACACAAAAAAAAUAUUUUGAAUCUUCAAAGUGGUAGGCAUGUUGUGUAAAUCAAAUGACACAACCCCCACAAAAAUCUAUUUUAAUUCCAGGUUGUAAGGCAACAAAAUAGGAAACAUUCCAGGGGGGUGAAAACUUUCACAGGCCACUGUAUAUUACAUUAGCUACAUGUCAAUUGUGCCCCUCUGCUAACAGAGGAGUGGAGCUAUAGAUCAACAUGCUCUCAUAACACAGAUACACUGACCAGGGAGAUGGUUACCCCCCGUAUGGGGUCCAUGCUGGUCUCUGAAUGUGCCCCUCUGCUAACAGAGGAGUGGAGCUAUAGAUCAACAUGCUCUCAUAACACAGAUACACUGACCAGGGAGAUGGUUACCCCCCGUGUCCAUGCUGGUCUCUGAAUGUGCCCCUCUGCUAACAGAGAAGUGGAGCUAUAGAUCAACAUGCUCUCAUAACACAGAUACACUGACCAGGGAGAUGGUUACCCCCCGUAUGGGGUCCAUGCUGGUCUCUGAAUGUGCCCCUCUGCUAACAGAGGAGUGGAGCUAUAGAUCAACAUGCUCUCAUAACACAGAUACACUGACCAGGGAGAUGGUUACCCCCCGUGUCCAUGCUGGUCUCUGAAUGUGCCCCUCUGCUAACAGAGAAGUGGAGCUAUAGAUCAACAUGCUCUCAUAACACAGAUACACUGACCAGGGAGAUGGUUACCCCCCGUGUCCAUGCUGGUCUCUGAAUGUGCCCCUCUGCUAACAGAGGAGUGGAGCUAUAGAUCAACAUGCUCUCAUAACACAGAUACACUGACCAGGGAGAUGGUUACCCCCCGUGUCCAUGCUGGUCUCUGAAUGUGCCCCUCUGCUAACAGAGGAGUGGAGCUAUAGAUCAACAUGCUCUCAUAACACAGAUACACUGACCAGGGAGAUGGUUACCCCCCCGUGUCCAUGCUGGUCUCUGAAUGUGCAAACAUGGACAUUGAAUUUUGAUAACGUAGAUUGAACUUUAAAAAGGGACUUUAAAAAGGGAUCUAUAUAUAUAUAUAUAUUUAAAUUGGUUGAUCCUUCCUUCCAUAUCCAUACUGUGGACUGAGUUAUAAGAUUUGCUGGAAGAUGGAGCAAGGUUUGGUGAUGCCUCUAGAUCUGGGGACUCAUUUGACCCAAUAUAUUUGAUGUACUUCAGUGGAUGCCUCAGUGCUACUUAUAGACCUACAGCAUCCAAGUCUGGCCUUUGUGUAACGUAUAUUACAUUUAGUUCUAAAAUAUAUAUUUAGGUUUAGUGUAGUAGAUUCUAUAGUGAUACUUCACUUUAGGCCUACCGCAUCACAAAUAUAUUUGAUUUAUAUUAUUUAUUUUAUUUUUGAUAUUGUCUAAUGGAUUUAUACAGUAUGGCCUCUCUGGACUCAUUUCACCCAUAUUAUCUGAUGUACUAAUGGAUGUCUCAGUACUACUUAUAGACCUACAGCCUACCUGUCUGGUAAACCCAUUAGAUUUAAAUAUCAUAUAUUUUGGGGUGAUUAUGUCUAAUGGAUACAGCUUCGCGGUAUUGACCUAUGACCUAUGACUCCUUGCACUCUGCUUGAAUUAACGUUAACGUUAAUUGGCAUUCUGAUCUGCUCAUCCGUUCUGACUGGAAUCAUGAAUCAUUGCUUUGUUGUUAUAUUCUUAUACUCAGAAUGACAUUACUGACAUAUAAUGAUAUUCAUAGACUCAUUAUUGGAUCUCUCUCUCCCUCUCUCUCUCUCUCUCUCUCUCUCUCUCUCUCUCUCUCUCUCUCUCUCUCUCUCUCUCUCUCUCCCUCCCUCUCUCCCUC
Messenger RNA from Oncorhynchus nerka (sockeye salmon), 8771 nucleotides. It is a transcript of the gene elfn2a, whose product is annotated as extracellular leucine-rich repeat and fibronectin type III domain containing 2a. Lineage: Eukaryota; Metazoa; Chordata; Actinopteri; Salmoniformes; Salmonidae. Gene Ontology annotation, cellular component: plasma membrane. Gene Ontology annotation, molecular function: protein binding. The record is from RefSeq and is a predicted model, not a curated record.